Cutaneotrichosporon cavernicola is the source of this 2445-nucleotide messenger RNA. RefSeq lists its product as uncharacterized. Gene Ontology annotation, molecular function: carboxypeptidase activity. Bases 1 to 2445 code for a protein of 814 amino acids. The record is from RefSeq and is a predicted model, not a curated record. NCBI's taxonomy places the organism in Eukaryota, Fungi, Basidiomycota, Tremellomycetes, Trichosporonales, Trichosporonaceae. The transcript has 3 exons.
AUGAAAGAACACGACUAUUACCCCGUAGACACCAAGGGCCCUGACUUGCCUGCGCCAUCCACCCAGCGUGCUCGCCGUCGCGCGCCGCUAGGCGUGCGGCUCGCAGUUCUGGCCGCUCUGGGUUGCGCAGCGUACGUGGCUUUCCCGCGUCAAGUCGCGCACCUCACACCGGAGGAACAACGUCUCCAGGCAUACAUUGACGGUGUGGCCAUCAAGGGCUUCAACCUCGCGACAUGCAAGGGCCACCAUCGCCACAGGAUCCCACCGCACAAAGCGGAGGAGAUCUACCUCGCAGUGCCGAGCAACGACUCGUGUGCAGCCGCGUCGCAGCGCUACACGGCGAACGCGCAUCCUGGCGGGAGCGGAUGGGACAUGGUCACGGCCCAGAUGGUCAAGGGUGACUGGGAGCGGGAGCUGGGCCUCAAGCCGAGCUGGUACGACCAGCACAUCUUCGAGGCCGGUAGCGCCGCGUCGCAGGCUCGCGUGCGCGACUCGCAUAAAGCCAAGGAUCCGUAUGUGUGGAUCGACACAUAUUACCCCGUCAUGAACACUCCCGUGUACGCCGGCGUGACUCUCCUCUCUGACCCGCCUGUGCGUGCCAAAUUGCGGGAGGCGCACCUUGAGGGUGAUCCGGGGUCGGAGCUGGCCGACGAGGUCCGCGUCUUCCACGGACUGAGUGUGAGCGGCGACGUGACUGCCCAGUACAUCUAUGCCGGGUAUGGGCGGAAGGACGACUUUGACCUCCUCCAGUCCAAGGGCGUGGACUUUACUGGUAAGAUCGCGCUGGUCAAAUACGGCGGCAACUUCCGCGGUCUCAAAGUCAAGGCCGCGCAAGAGGCUGGCGCUGUCGGCUGCAUCAUCUUCACGGAUCCUGGAGACGACGGCGAGAUGACUGAGUGGAACGGCCACAAGCAGUAUCCUGAUGGCCCCGCGCGUGUCCAAUCGAGUGUGCAGCGCGGCUCGGUUCAGUUCCUCUCCAAGUAUCCCGGCGACCCGACGACGCCCGGCAAGCCAGCUUACAAGAACGCAACGCGCGACGAGGGCGGAAACUUCCCCUCCAUCCCUUCCGUCCCAAUGUCGUACGAGGACGUGAUCCCCAUCCUCAACGCUCUUAAGGGCCGUGGCAUUCCUGCUGCCGACCUAGGCGACGCCUUCAGCGGUGGCCUGACCCACUGGGGAGUGGAGUAUUGGACUGGGCCGAGCGACACCGAAAUCCACCUCGUCAACGAGGUCAACCGUCGCGUCAUGCCGAUCUGGAACACGAUGGCCUACAUCCCCGGGCACAUCAAGGACGAGGUGGUGAUCAUGGGCAACCACCGCGACGCGUGGGUGCUUGGCGGCGCGGACCCCAACUCGGGUACCGCGAGCCAGUACGACAUGGUGCGCGGGCUCGGCACACUCCUGCGCAAAGGCUGGCGGCCGAUGCGGAGUAUCAUCCUCGCAUCGUGGGACGCCGAGGAGUAUGGGCUCAUCGGAAGUACCGAAUGGGCAGAGGAUUUUGGCGACUGGCUGCAGGCCAACGCGGUCGCGUACCUAAACUUUGACAGUUCAGCAUCGGGGAGUAACUUUGGCGGUGCCGCGAGCCCGAGUCUCGCCCUCCUGCUUCGCGGUGCAGCGGAGCAGAUCACCAAGCCCGACGGACGGAGCGUGUGGGAUGCCAGGGUGGACGGGGGCGCCUGGGGCGCGGCCUCGGUCCACGCAGACGCUUUCGACUUUGACGAACGCAAGGGGAGCGGGAUUCGACCCCUGGGCUCGGGGUCGGACUACACCGCCUUCCUGCAGCGGUACGGUGUCGCAGCGACGGACUUUAGCUUCAAGGGCGGGCCCAGGGACCCCGUCUACCACUACCACAGCGUGUACGACUCGCACACCUGGAUGAGGAAGUACGGCGACACGACGUUUACUCGGCACGCCGAGGGGUCGCGAAUCAUCGGGCUGGUUCUGCUGCGUCUGGCGGACGCGCUAAUUCUACCCCUGAAUACGACGCAAUACGCCCGUGACCUGGUAUACUAUCGGGAGCGGGUGGUGGCCUUGGGUUCUGGAGUUGACUUGGAGCCGCUAGGCGAGGCUAUUGGACAUCUCCAAAGAGCGAGCGCCAAAUUAGAUUUGGAGCGUGAAGAAUUGCUCAAACGUCUCCGUAAAGCACUGUCCAAAUGGUGCUGGGGCCGCAGAACCGAGAUUCGUAAGAUUCUCAAACAAAUCCGCAACGUCAAUGUCAAGUUGCGCGACUUUGAGAAGGGCUUCAUCUCUACCGAGGGGAUUACGGAUCGCGAGUGGUAUAAACACAAGGGGACUGCGCCGGGCAAGUGGCUCGGAUAUGGGGCCACAACUUUCCCGGCUCUUACUGAGGCUAUUACUAUCGAGAACGAUGAGGAGCUCGCGCGCAAGGAGGCGCAAGAGCUCACGGAUAUGAUCUCGGCCAUGGCUGAGCGGCUCAUGAAGUAG